GGUGAGGCAAUCAUUCGGCCAAGUUCGAAAUCAGCUUCGCAUCUUACUGUGACAUGGAAAGUAGCUGAUGGCAUUUAUCAGCAUAUUGAUGUCAAGGAAGAAGGCAAGCAACAUCAGUUCAGCCUUGGCAAAACACUGCUGAUUGGUUCAGAGGAAUUUGAAGACUUGGAUGAAAUUCUUGCGCGCCACGUCCAGCCGAUGGCUGCACUAGCGCGCGAUGUCCAAUCACACAAAUAUUUCUUGGAUGGAAAACGAGCCGAAGAACGUGAAGCAAUUGAGGCGUACUUAUUUGAUGAGAAGAAGCGAAACCCGCAACGGAUACCUUAUACGAUGACGCCGUCACAGGACUAUCCAGGAAAAUUUGUGUUGUCAUAUUUGCCACAUAUUAAACCGAAACAUGAAUAUAUGACUGCCACGUCCGAGGGAUUUCGCUUCAGGCAACAACUGUUCCCAAGUCUGGAAGCGCUGCUGGCGUGGUUCAAAGUGCAUUUUCGGGAACCACCGCCUGGAAGUAAGCUUUCGUUCUUAAUCGCAGCACUUAUUCUAAGCAAUAUAAAUUUCCGAAAGUCUCAUUUGAAAAAUGACGCAAAGAAGUACUCAGUUUCAGCAGGAUGA
Molecule: messenger RNA, 615 nt
Organism: Gongylonema pulchrum
Lineage: Eukaryota; Metazoa; Nematoda; Chromadorea; Rhabditida; Gongylonematidae
Source: the annotation of a GenBank genome assembly